Pistacia vera is the source of this 850-nucleotide messenger RNA. RefSeq lists its product as uncharacterized. The transcript is spliced from 3 exons. Bases 118 to 639 code for a protein of 173 amino acids. Lineage: Eukaryota; Viridiplantae; Streptophyta; Magnoliopsida; Sapindales; Anacardiaceae. The record is from RefSeq and is a predicted model, not a curated record.
CAUAUUCUUGUGAGGUGGUGAGUUAUUUCUCAUUUUUGUUAAUCCAUUGCUUCUCAUUUUCUUCUUCCUCUUCCUCUUUGUCUUUCCUUCACUGACAAUUAAGAUUGAGUGGAAGCAAUGGACAAAGCUCUAACAAAAGCUAGCAGUUUCUGGAUUUCCAAGAAAGCUAAGGAAGAACUCUCUAACAUCACUCAAGACCUCUCUUCUUUAUCAAACACCGUCGAGGAGAAAGCAAAAUGGAUAAUCAACAAGCUCAAAGGUAAGCCGGUUAAAGCAUUGCCUGAUCUACUCAGAGAUCACAACCUUCCCCCUGGUCUGUUCCCCCGGAACAUAAUAUGUUACGAAUUCGAUGAAUCGAGAUCGAAGCUGAUUGUAUACUUGUCCUCUCCAUGUGAGGUGAGCUUCAAGGACUCAUCCAUUAUAAGAUACGGGACGCGCGUGAAAGGGACAUUGUCAAGGGGAAAGCUCAGUGGAAUAGAAGGAAUGAAGACAAAGGUAGUCGUGUGGGUUAAAGUCACAAAUGUGGCAGUGGAGAGCUACAAGUCUGAUAAAGUUUGGUUCACUGCUGGUGUGAAGAGGUCUAGACCAAAAGAUGCAUAUGAUAUGCCUCGUGACGCGAUCAAAGUGGAAGAGUUUUAAGGCUCCUUGCAUGUUAUUCAUUUAUGCAUUUAUUAUUUGGUUUUCAGGGGCAACAUUGGUUUGUUGUAUGCCAUACCAAUGGAAUAUAUCAAUAUUGUUUCUGCUUUUGUCUGAUUUACAGGUUCAAGUUGGUUUGUAGAAUCCUGAAAUGUUCACAACGAACUUUAAUUCAUCAGCUUGUAACAACCCGUUACUGAAAAUCCAAUUUGCA